UUGAGGAAUCCAGGCGGGAGCGCUGCCGGGUUUGGCGACGUUUGUUUUCAAGAUGGCCGCCGAUCAGGGGAAGGAGAGAAACUUCUAAAAAAUAAUCAUACAGAUUAGGUUAAAAAAGUAUCAGCAAGUAGCGGUAUUUUAACGCGUUCGAUAAUUCUUUCGGGUAAAGGGAGACAAGUUUUUUUAUUUUUUAAAUUGAUUUCCGACUAGCCAAAACAAUAAAGUAGUAUUUGUACUUCGUUUGCGGCCCCGUGCAAUUGUGCAGGGGGAGCAGAAAAGGGGGAAUCUUCUAGAAUCUGGGUCUUUAGUUGAAAUGCACGUCGGUUGUUCCAAACAAGGAAGUAGAGUUUGAACAAGCUGUUUUAAAUUUAUAUACUAUAUUAAUAUAUCGGGUGGUUAUAAGGGCUUGCGUGUUUAACGUUUAUGAGCCGGUCAUUGUCAAAUUUUCAUAGCUCAAAAAUGGACUCCUCUAAUAAAAACGUAAGGAAAAACUGCGACAGGAGCGACUCCAGCAGCAGCAGCAGUGGUGGUGCCAGUAGCAGUAGCAGCAGCAGCAGCGGCCCGAGUAGCCCCGGCAGCCCCGAACACAAAGCGCCGGGGGCCAACGUGUUCGCUAACGACGGGAGCUUCCUGGAGCUCUUUAAAAAAAUGGAGGAAGAAAGAAGGAGAAGGGAACAGCAGGAGGAGCAGCAGCAGCCCGGCGCCGAUGGAGACGAGGCCACCCGGAGCCAGACGCAAGAGAAGAAGGGCGUGACAAGCAUUGUGGGCAAGCGGAGAGGUGGAGCCAAACUAGCCCUCAAGACAGGGAUGGUUGCCAAGAAGCAAAAGUUGGAGACAGAGGGUGAUGCAGCUAAGGGAGAUGCUUGGGCCAAAUACAUGGCAGAGGUGAAAAAAUACAAAGCACAUCAGUGUGGUGAUGAUGAUAAAACCAGGCCACUUGUUAAAUAAGACUUGAUUUAUUUGCUCCAUUUGCUUGUAUUCAUACUGGACAGAACAGCUUGAAUAUUCCAGUUGGCAAGUUGUAUCAGGGUGAAUUUGGCAGUGGAGUAGGGAAGAUUUGACUCAAAAGCUUUUUUUUUUCCCACCCCUUCCUCUUGUGCUUAUCAUAGUAUUAUGGUUUUUACCUCCAGUCUCUUCUGCUUUCUUGGAGAGGAGGGUUUAAAUGCAAGUGUCUUCCCCUGCCUCCCACUUCUGUACCCAAGCCUGUCAUAUAGCUAGUAAACUGCAUCUGCCUUGUUUUCUUGUUUUGCCUGGUACUUGGUUUGUGAAAGUAUACAGUGCUCUGCUGCUCCAACGUAAAUGUGGUAAACUGGACCAUUCAUUUUGUCAUCUGUGCAGCAGGCUGAAAGUUUAGAAAGGAGUAAAAUUGAAUUGCUGAGCCAUUAAUAAGCAGUGGGGCACUAAGACAAAUUAAGCUUGCUGGUGUUAACUGGAGGCAAGCAUUGUAUGACUUGGAUGAGUGUCUUGCAUGUCUUUUCCUUUAGAAAGAAAUCGCAUAUGUUAAACUCCUUCCAGGAAGGUGAUGAUUAUUACAUAUGACCUGGAAAAGUAAGAUUGAAGUCAAGGAUAUCUGGGACCUGGAAGUUUAAAAGGAGAUAUCCUUGUUUUGUUAUUGAUGGAAUACAAGUCUCUCUCCAUUCCAACCUUCUCCAAGUCAAAACUAAAAAUCUAGGUGGGUCUUAUUUUUGCAGAAAUCUGUAACUGAAGAAAUAUCCUUAUUAGCAUUGGUAAGCCUCAUAGAGAAACCGUGUUAAGGUGUUGUUUCUUCUGAAAUCUGCAACCUAGACAGGGUAUCUAAAAUGGAAGGCAAUGGAACAAGAAAGAAAAAUCUUAGUUUACAUCUAAAGUUUGCUUACCAUUUGUUGUACUGUAAAUAUUGGGGGAAUUGUGCAUUUUUGAUAUUUCCAAUUUCAUAUUCUUUAUGGCUCCAGCAGACCUCCGUGACCCUGUGUUAGGAUAUUGCGGGUUGGAAAAUGACUGAGUGACUAUUCUUUAUGGUCACAGAUGUAAUGCUUAUCCAAAGAUAACUGUUUCUUUGUAUUACCUUAGCUUAAGUGCCCGGUGGGAUGAGGUAGAUUUUUUUUUCCCCCAAUCAUUAGAGGCUGUUUAGGGGAAGGUGGGUGUGAAUGGAGAAGGUAAACUGAUGAUCAGACGGGAAUUUUUUAAAUUUAAAAAGUGAGAUACUAAACAUGAAAGAGGUUAUGUUCCUGAAGAUGUGAAAUAGCACAAAUGACAGCUCCAUUUAAUCUUACCCUUGCUGUUUGAUGGUAAUAUCAAUCCAUACGUGGAUGGCCUUCCUAGUCAGUGGAGGAACAAUUACAAAUAUUCAGUCUCAAUAUCCUUCUGAUUUUCACAUGAUGUUGGAGUAUUUUAUGCAUGCCAUCAUUACUGAGGACUCUGUCUUGCCAACCACACCUGUGCUAACACCGUGAUGAAUACUAAAAGCUGCUCCUGUGGCGACACACCUGAACAGAGAUGCUGCCCUGCUCUUCUGUCUUUAUGCACCUACAGGAAUGAGGUGCAGAUGUGGAAGAUCAUGAUGCUUAUACAUUCCUCCUGGAGGAAAUCUGUAAUUAAUGCACCCUUUAUACUUUGAAGCAAAUCUCAUUUGCGUACUGUUAAUAUUUGGAUUCUAAUUUUACCUGUAAAGUGAAGUAAGUGGAACUUAUAAUUGUUUUUUUGACUAUUCUUAUGCUAAAGAUAAUUAAAUAUGUGAAUUUAUCUUUGUGAUUUGUUGCUAGUAACCAUUAAGUUUAAGUGUCCAUGUAGGAGGCUGAUAAUAACUGUAUAAAGGGGACAUUCAACUAAUAGGCCAUACAUGCUGUUGAGAGAUUGACAUUGGAAUUACGUUAGAAACUGAAAAUGUUUGGCUACUAAAUAGUACAAAUUUUGUCUGUGUUUCAAUUUUAUUAACUCACUUAAUCCUAUUUUAGAUUCAUUGAAAGCCGGAGUAUUCCAGCCAGCUAUGAACUAUCGGUAAGAUUGGCACUAUGUAACCCAGAGUGAAUGAGGUAGAGGCAUUUUACUUAUUACUUUGCUGAUAUCUUUAUCUGAGGCAACUUAUAACACCUGAGAUACAGUUGGUUACAUUUUUUACGCAAUUGGACCACAGGCAAGCAGUGGUCAGUAGUGGGAUUUGAACCCACAGACUCGGGGUUUGACAUCUGAAGCCCCUAACCACUAUGCCACACUGUGCCUACAUGUAAAUGUUUGCAGGUUCAUGUGUGGCACUCUUUUUUUUAACAUUUGCAAGACUGUCAUGUGCAUUUAACCAUGCUGACAGGCAUUAUUCUAAAAGAAGAGGAUUGUGAAUUAAUGGUCCCUGAAGGGAGGGUUUCCUAUAAAUGUUAAAACUUUUAUACAUUAACACCAGGUUUUGCCUCUAGAUUGCAGUCAUUACCUGUUUUGCAGUUCCCAGCUGUUACAGCAUUCCAAGUGCAUCAGUUUUAAUGCUGCCUUUCAGCUCUUGAGUAUAAACACUAUCACUGGUUUGGUCCUCACACACAGAAGAGAGGCUUGGCUGUAUGUUGUUUUGUGUUAUAUGUACCAGAACAGAAUCAGCGUGGUUAGGGUGGGACUGUGGCUAAACUUGCUGUACCUGUUAACCCUUUGUACACCACUUGCUCCAUCAUUCAGCACAUUCUUGGCUAUCACAAAAAGGGAGUGGAAAGACGGCACUAAGUUGGUAAAAAGAUAUGCCCAGUGAUUGUCAGUCAUGUUAACAUGGUCCAGCAGCAAGAUCAGCAACAGUAGUCAAGUCUGACAUACCCCUUCACCUACAAGUUGUAAGAUGUGACAUUGAUGUAUUGAAUGUUGAAUUGGCUAGCUUGUAUCGGGUGGUUCUCAAGUUAUAAAUUGAUUGGAGUGAAAAUAAGGCAGCCCUGCUGCUCUGUUGUAUCCAGAAAUGGCCAAGCACCUACAUCCGUCAUGUUUUAAAUUUUCCGGGCUGGUUAAUCGAUUUACAGGGUGCUUAGAUCACAGAACCUAUCUCGGCUGUUUUGGGCACAAGGCAGUCACUAUCACAGGAUGGGAUGCCAGUCCACUGAUACUGGGCAGGAAAAUAUGCAAACUUCAUGUGGCGUAACUCAGCUCUGUGGAGUUGGCAGCAGCACCAGAGGUUGUCAUUCCAUUGUUUUUAAAAAAACAAUAAACUUAUUUGACUACA
Molecule: messenger RNA, 4165 nt
Organism: Polypterus senegalus (gray bichir)
Lineage: Eukaryota; Metazoa; Chordata; Cladistia; Polypteriformes; Polypteridae
Gene: trir
Product: telomerase RNA component interacting RNase
Exons: 3
Coding region: 424-948 (174 amino acids)
Molecular function (GO): 5'-3' exonuclease activity; 3'-5' exonuclease activity
Source: RefSeq, a predicted model, not a curated record